Dermacentor andersoni is the source of this 435-nucleotide messenger RNA. RefSeq lists its product as uncharacterized. The record is from RefSeq and is a predicted model, not a curated record. Lineage: Eukaryota; Metazoa; Arthropoda; Arachnida; Ixodida; Ixodidae.
CUGCAGUGCAAAGGACGCUAUCGGAUAACACGCGCCAUCCGCCAGCUAUACACGGGAGAAACAUGAAGGCCCUGCUGUCUCUGCUGACCCUCUGCGUUGCCUUCGCUGUCGCGAUGGCUGGCUACCAUGGAGGGUAUGGUGGUUACGGCGGCUACGGCGGCUACGGAGGCUACGGCGGUGGUUACGGAGGAUAUGGCGGCUACGGAAGAUACGGUGGCUACGGAGGAUACGGCGGAUACGGCCACGGUGGUUAUGGAGGAUACGGAGGUUACGGUGGAUACGGCGGAUACGGCGGAUAUGGUGGCUACGGUGGCUACGGCCACGGCGGCUAUGGAGGAUACGGCCACGGGGGCUACGGUCAUGGGUACGGAUACAAAGUCAUCAGCUACGGCCACGGCCAUGGCUACCAUGGCUAAAAUGUGUCUACUUGUAGAA